Molecule: messenger RNA, 927 nt
Organism: Hyaloscypha bicolor E
Lineage: Eukaryota; Fungi; Ascomycota; Leotiomycetes; Helotiales; Hyaloscyphaceae
Exons: 4
Coding region: 1-708 (235 amino acids)
Biological process (GO): superoxide metabolic process
Molecular function (GO): metal ion binding
Source: RefSeq, a predicted model, not a curated record
AUGUUGGGCCCAAUCGUUAGCUCACUUAGUGGAACAGCCAGCGACGGCGGUCACGGCACUGCGUGGGAAGCAAGCUUCACUAACUUGCCCAGCGCAGGUGGUCCCUUCCUAUGGCACAUCCAUUUCAGUCCAGUCCCUGCAAACGGAGACUGCGCAGGCACCAGCGGCCACUUAGAUCCCUUCAGUGUCGGUGAUGUAACAGUUUGCGAUCCCAAUAGUCCCGCCAACUGUCAGAUAGGAGACCUCUCUAGCAAAUUUAGCAAAAUCACAGCCUCCCUUUUCUCUCUAUCUUUUGAUAAUCUGUUCUUCUCGACAAAUCUGACAUACGCGGCAUUUGUUGGAAGUCGAAGUCUGACUAUCCACACUGAUAAGAAAAGAAUUGCGUGUGCGGAUUUUGUGGCGGAGACUGGUGAUGGGGAGGGUGAUUCUGGGGAUGGAGAAGAUGAUUCCGGAGAUGAAGAGGAUACAGGGAAUAAUGAAGAUGCUGGACCCGAGAAAAGAGUUCCUCCACUUCCACCUGGCGUCGUUCCUUCUCCAACAGCAAUCUCAACUCACGGUUCGAUCUACACCGUUGUCCUAAUAACGACUCUGGCAGCAGCAGCAGCACCUUCCGAGGGCAAUAGGGACGAUGAAGACGAUACAGGUGAUGAUGGGGAUGAUCCUAGGGAUGGAGACGAUGGAGAUUGUCCAGCUGACGAGGAUGAGUAGACUUGAAAGCGGCCAUGGGCUUGUCUCUAAAUUUCCUUUCACAAUGAUUUCUAGCUCUAUAGGUUUAGGUUUGGGUGGGGGGAAAAUAUAGAUCAGGCUUGCAGGAAAUCUUUCUUUCUUGCAUUGGAGAAUUCAGAUAUUGCGGUGCAAUCUCAGUUGAUGUAGAACAGAACUUGUACAACAGCAAUACCCCGCAUUGGUGGGUUCCACGAAUCCAGC